AUGUCUUCAUUUGGAACACUAUUCAAAGUGACCACCUACGGAGAGUCGCACUGUCGUUCCGUGGGGUGUAUUGUGGACGGCGUGCCGCCCAACAUGAGUCUCACUGAGGACGACAUCCAGCCUCAGUUGUCUCGAAGACGGCCUGGCCAAUCCAAGUUGACCACGCCUAGAAACGAAAAGGACAGAGUCGAGAUCCAGUCUGGAACAGAAUUUGGCAAAACGCUCGGAACCCCCAUUGCCAUGGUUGUCAAGAACGAGGACCAAAGACCAAAGGACUACACAGAAAUGGAUGUCUUUCCCAGACCUUCGCAUGCCGAUUUCACGUACCUUUCCAAGUACGGAGUGAAGGCCUCGUCUGGAGGAGGCAGGUCUUCAGCCAGGGAGACUAUUGGCCGUGUUGCAGCAGGAGCCAUUGCUGAGAAGUUCCUCAAACAGGUGAACGACGUUGAGAUCGUGGCGUUUGUUUCUGGUGUUGGAGAGUGCCAGAUCGACCGUUCUGUGCAGAACCCGGAGUUUAUGGAGCUUUUGUCGACUAUUACUAGAGAAAGAGUCGACCAGUCUGGUCCUAUUCGUUGUCCCAUUCUUGAAAAAGCCGACGAAAUGACCCGUCUUGUCGUGGAUUGCAAGGAGCGCAACGAUUCCGUGGGCGGCAUUGUGACCUGUGUUAUACGAAAUGUGCCUAUUGGCCUUGGAGAGCCGGCUUUCGACAAGCUGGAGGCCAUGCUUGCCCAUGCGAUGCUUUCGAUUCCUGCCACCAAGGGUUUUGAAAUCGGCUCUGGUUUCGAGGGAACCAAGAUGAGAGGGUCUGAGCACAACGAUCCGUUUGUGAAGAAAGGUGGCAAGCUUGGCACCGCCACGAACAACUCGGGAGGAAUCCAGGGUGGCAUCUCCAACGGAGAAAACAUCUAUUUCAGCGUUGCUUUCAAGCCUCCAGCUACAAUUUCACAGGAACAACAGACCGCCAGCUACGAGGGAGACGAUGGUGUGCUCAAGUCUCGCGGAAGACACGAUCCUAACGUUGUUCCUCGUGCCAUUCCGAUCGUCGAGGCCAUGGCUGCACUAGUUCUUGCGGACUCGUAUCUGAUCCAGAAAUCGCGCGAGUCUACGUUUGGUUCUGUGUACUAA
Molecule: messenger RNA, 1125 nt
Organism: Ogataea polymorpha
Lineage: Eukaryota; Fungi; Ascomycota; Pichiomycetes; Pichiales; Pichiaceae
Exons: 1
Coding region: 1-1125 (374 amino acids)
Biological process (GO): chorismate biosynthetic process; aromatic amino acid biosynthetic process
Cellular component (GO): cytosol
Molecular function (GO): FMN binding; chorismate synthase activity
Source: RefSeq, a predicted model, not a curated record